AUGAGAGGAGCAGACGUAUACAGUGACCAUUACCUUGUGAAAACGAGGAUACGUCUUAAGUUGGCAAGAGCUGAGGGGAGGAAGAACGUAAGGGAAAGGUUUGACGUAAGUAAACUGCAAAGUGAAGAGAUGAGGAGGAGGUACAACAUUGCGGUGAGGAAUAGGUUUGAAGCUUUAGGAGACAUAAAUGAUCCGGAGGAAGAACACGAUACGAUUUUGGCAACAUACAGAGAUGCAGCAAAGAAAGUCUUGGGGAUGUCAAAGAAACUUUGUAGGGCAUGGAUAGGACGCAAAACAUGACAAAAGAUCAAGGAGAGGAAAGAGGCAAAAUUGAAACUGGAGGGUGCAAGAUCGGAACGACUGAAACAAAGAUGGAGCGAGAAGUAUAAUGCGAAGAACAACGAAGUGAGACGGAGUGCAAGGGAGGAUAAGAGAAAUUGGUUAUAGAGAAGAGGGCUGCAGAGCGGAAAAGGCCACUCAGAAUGAUAGGAGCAAGGAGCUAUACAGCAUUACUAAGUCGAUAACUGGAGAAAGGCCGAACUAAGAAAUAGGUGUUAAGGACAAACAAGCUGUGCUUUAAUAGGACUGAAACAAGAGAAAGACUUCAGAGAUGGUUGGAGCACUUAAGUGAAAUAUUUAACAGAGAUGACCCAACGAAUCCUGUGGAAGAGGAUGAGAUAUAGUAGCAUUGGAAGAGAUUUAGGAAAUGGAUCUAGGAAGAUGGCGAUAACAAGAGGUCAAGGAUGCGUUGAAGAGGACAAAGCCAGGGAAAGCGGCUAGAGUAGAUGAGGAGUGUCCGUAAUUGUUGAGAGCUGACAUGGAAGACACUGCAAGUAGGCUGACUAGUUGUUACAACAGGCUUUGGGAAACUGAGAAGUGGCCAAAAGUGUGGAAGAAGGGAGCUUGUUGUUAAGGCAUUCAAGAAAGGAGAUUUGCGCGAGUGAGUGACUUUACUACCUGUCAUUAGCAAGAUAUUCUUUAGGACGCUGUUGGAGCGGAUCAAGAAGGCGUAGAUAAGAAACGUCGAAAGGAGCAGGCUGGUUUUCGACCCAAGAGAAGUACAACUGAACAUAUAUUUAUACUUAGAAACAUCUUAGAGCAGGCAAAUGAGUGAAGGGCGGGUCUGUAUGCACACUUUGUACACUCUGAAAAAGCCUUUGACUCUGUGCACAGAGAAAGCCUAUUUAAUAUCAUGAGAAGUUAUGGGAUAGCAGACAAGAUGAUGAGAGUGAUAGCGGGCAUAUACGCGGGCUCUGGGUGCGCACUUGUGGACGGGAAUGUGACAUCUGACUGGUUUAUGAUCAAGUCUGGAGGAAAACAGGGGUGCUUGAUGUCGGGAUUCCGGUCCUACUCUAUGGCUGGGGAAACUUGGAAGAUCACCAAGAACGAUGAACGGAAGCUAAAUAGCUUCCAGUGCUAG
Molecule: messenger RNA, 1420 nt
Organism: Porites lobata
Lineage: Eukaryota; Metazoa; Cnidaria; Anthozoa; Scleractinia; Poritidae
Source: the annotation of a GenBank genome assembly